CACGUUAAGCCCCGGUUCACAUCUGUGCGGGUGGUGCUGCUGCGGAUCCGCACAAAAAUCCAUGCACCCACACAGAGGAAUGCAGACCUGUGGGCAGGUGCCAUUACUUCUAAUGGCACGCCGCCUGCACUGGAAAACGCAACUGUACUGGGAACCUCAGUUCCUGUGUGGGCUGCAUUUUUAGAAGAAGUGCAGGGACUUCUUCCCUGCGUGUCCCGGGGCUCGGGAGUCCAUUCAAAUGAAUGGGCUCUCGUACCCGCGCAAAACACGGCACACA
Molecule: messenger RNA, 277 nt
Organism: Staurois parvus
Lineage: Eukaryota; Metazoa; Chordata; Amphibia; Anura; Ranidae
Source: the annotation of a GenBank genome assembly